UAACCACUAUAGCCUCUGUGUUUCACAAAUUGUGUCGCCCUUCURGACUUUUUCCCUAUUACAGAGGUCAACACAUUUUUCUGCUGCCUUCUAGRAAAAAGAAUUCACGAUGGGCGAUGAAAAGUUAAGCCGMAAGAUGAUUUUCCCAUACACUUUUACAUCUAAAGUUGUUCAAUUUCCGUUCAAACUACAUUUCAACAAUCACUGGAUGUUUCCAUGGUUUAUCGGAGCAGCUUUCAUGGUUUCGCCUGUAUUUUAUCUGAUUCAGAAAGCUGCUAAUUGUGAAGCUAAUGUAAAAAUUUGGGCAGAGAAAAGGAGAAAGGAAGAAGAACACUACAAACACAAGUGGGAUUAAACAAGAUUCUGAGAAGCUAUGUAGAAUAUAAAAACAAAACAAUUGUCACUCAAAAAUUAAAUUUUAUUUCUAAUAGUGUUACUGCGAAUUUUACAAACAUAUUUAAAUUAAUAAUUAUGUAAUAUACAGCAUAGUUCAGGUUACAUUUUCA
Molecule: messenger RNA, 506 nt
Organism: Diuraphis noxia (Russian wheat aphid)
Lineage: Eukaryota; Metazoa; Arthropoda; Insecta; Hemiptera; Aphididae
Source: RefSeq, a predicted model, not a curated record